Messenger RNA from Zychaea mexicana, 1232 nucleotides. RefSeq names its product S-adenosyl-L-methionine-dependent methyltransferase. Lineage: Eukaryota; Fungi; Mucoromycota; Mucoromycetes; Mucorales; Lichtheimiaceae. The record is from RefSeq and is a predicted model, not a curated record. The transcript has 6 exons. Gene Ontology annotation, molecular function: methyltransferase activity. The coding region runs from base 14 to 1033 and encodes 339 amino acids.
GGCAAAUGUCAUCAUGAAAAUGCAUGGAUUUCUGUGCUUCUCUUUCUCCCGUAUCUUCUCCAGAAAAGGUUCCCGGAGCAGCAGCAGCAAUAAUAGCAGCGACGCUAAAAGUAGAAUGAGCAACUCGGACCAAGACAGCCAGGUGAAAAGUGGGGGUACAGACGCUUCCGCACGACACCGUUUUGACGAACAAGGACGACGAUAUCAUAAUCGUCCUGACGCCGCUUACAUGCUCCCUAACGACGACGAAGAAAUCGAUCGCGUCCAUAUGCAACACUGGGUCAUCAAAAUCGCCUUCCAAGGCAACUUCCACGCGCCCGUUGAACAACAACUCGAAGACGGUAUCGUUGUCCUUGACGGUGGCUGCGGUCCCGGAACGUGGUCAUUGGAAAUGGCUGAGAACUUCCCCAGAUCCAAAUUCUAUGGCGUUGACAUUUCUGGAGUGUUUCCUUCCGAGAUCAAACCCGCCAACUGUGAUUUCCAAGUACACAAUGUCAGUCAACCUCUACCAUUUGCUCCCAGUUAUUUCGACUAUGUCUUCCAACGCAUGUUGGUCCUUGGCAUCAUGCGUGAAGAAUGGGAUACAGUCUUGAGCAACUAUAUGGAGGUAUUGAAACCAGGAGGUUGGUUAGAAUUGACAGAGGUCAAUAUCCCUGAUAGCGUCAAUGCAGGUCCCAAAUUGACCAUUUUGAUGGAGACCCUGGGUGAAGUCGCUGCUCAAAAGGGCCUCCAGCCGGGCGUCUCCUCUGAACUCGGGAAAAAAUUGAAAAAAGCCGGCGCUAUCAACAUCCACUGCAGGAGAAUCGAGGUGCCCAUGCAUCACGAUGGUAAACUCGGCUCACUGUUAUGGGAGGACUUUGUGACAGCUUUCCGUGGCUUGAUCAAGCCUUUUGUGACCAAAAAGCAUCCCGAGCUCGAAGACGACGCCGUUUAUUUAAAGUUUGUUGAAGAUGCCGGAAAAGAAUGCGAAGAAUACCAAAACUAUAUCAUAUUUUAUCGUGCCUUCGGUCAAAAGCCUACUACAAGCACUUAAAGAAAGGGAAUGUUUUGACCCACCUGGUAGUGACGCACCCUUUCCGCUACUAUAUGUAUAUGAUGUUGACGACGACGACGAUACCUAAAUUAUACUAUCCACUAUAUGUAAAACCACCUCUCUGCUGUGUAUAAUAUUGCUCACAACUGUAGAUAGCUGAUACUGAUAAUUACACUAUAAACAAAACCAUAGUUCGCUA